Molecule: messenger RNA, 504 nt
Organism: Cyphellophora europaea CBS 101466
Lineage: Eukaryota; Fungi; Ascomycota; Eurotiomycetes; Chaetothyriales; Cyphellophoraceae
Exons: 4
Coding region: 1-504 (167 amino acids)
Cellular component (GO): endoplasmic reticulum
Source: RefSeq, a predicted model, not a curated record
AUGGCACCCCAACCUUCUGGCACACAGCGAACUCUGAACAACGUUUAUCUGGUCUUCUUCGCAAUACAUAUUCCGGUGAUACUAUUCGUCGACCUGGUUCGCUUUUAUCCAGAGGGAGCCGCUCCGAGCAUCAGCCUCACGAUACAAGACUACUACGUCAACAACUUUCACGAUAAGUUCUUUUCCGACGAAGCACCAUCAUGGUUCACAGCAUACCUCGUUCUUGAAGCCGUAUAUCAUCUGCCCGUCAGCGCAUGGAUGCUCAAUGCUCUCCUUGAAGACCACCCUCAACUGCCGCUGCAACUCUUGAUCUUCGCUAUGCAGACAGCUUUGACGACCUUCACUUGCCUGGUGGAAAUGUUAAGCUGGCCAGACUAUUCAAUCGAAGAACAAUUGAAGCUAUGCAGCCUAUAUGUUCCCUACCUCGCGCUCGCCGUCGUCAUGGGCAUUGACUCUUCCCUGAGGUUGAAGAGGAUCAUCGAAGCCAAGGCCAAAGCGAACUGA